GUCAGAAUGACAUGGUGCAGACCACAGACUACGAAUACAUAACCUCAAAUCACGAAAACACAACGGUGUUUUAAAUUAUUUACUUAAUUUAAUUCCGGUUAUUGCCAUAAACAGUUCUUAAUACUAAUCAGUCACUAUUGUAAUUCUUACAUUUAUCGAUUAGUGAAACAUUUGUCACUCUACGACUGUACCGAAUUAAAAUACUAAUAAAUUUCAUGCGGCGUGAAGAUGGAGGGUUCCCCGGUGUCCGCGUUCGCAGUUUACAAACAGAACAAGAACACGAACCACAACAAGCAGCAGCAGAAGAAGAACAGGAAGCAGCUGCAGCGAGAGGCCAGCGCCACCGUCACCGUGCAACCCGCCAGCAAAACCUUCACGGAAGAUCUAAUGAAGACCGCAGCUAAACGAUUGAAAAACCAACAUAAACGUGAGAAAGACACCAAAUCAAUAGGCAAAAAGAAGAGCCACAAAAAGAAAAAGGCAAAAGCUGGCAAAGGGAGAGGCAAAGCACUUGAGAAUAAAAAAGUUAAUAAUGUAAAACAAACUCUUGUUAAGGCACCUAGUGUGCAUGAAGAAAGUGACCAUGAAUCAAUUGAAGAUGUUGAUGACAUACCCACAUUGAUACCUGCUCCUAAGGGAGAUUUUGAACCACAAGAUAUUGAUAGUGCAUCACAGUCUAGUAACAACAGUUUUGAAUUCACUCCGGUGCAAACAAACAGUGUGGAUGAGGGCAUCCGGGUGUUCAACUGGAUGAUCGCACCAUACAACCCCAAAGACUUCUACAACCAGAUUUGGGAAAAGAAACCUCUAUUUGUGUCCAGAAACAAGCCAUUGUACUACAAGGAUGUCAUUUCCACUCCAAUGAUUGACAACAUGUUGAGGAAAGAAAACAUUCAGUUUACAAAGAAUAUUGACAUCACAUCCUAUGUAGAUGGGAAGAGGGAAACUCACAACCCGGUGGGUAGAGCACACCCACACGUUGUAUGGGACUACUACCUCAAUGGCUGCAGCAUCAGGCUCCUGAACCCACAGACCUAUUUGAGAAAGCUACACUUAAUGAAUGCAACUCUGCAAGAGUUUUUCAACUCAUUUGUUGGAGCCAAUGCCUACUUGACUCCGCCUGAUAGCCAGGGCUUUGCCCCACACUAUGAUGACAUAGAAGCCUUCAUAUUACAGGUUGAGGGCAAAAAGAAAUGGCGAGUUUACAAGCCUUUGAGUGAAAAUGAAGUGCUGCCACGAGUAUCAUCAAAGAACUUUGACCAGAGUGAGAUUGGGGAGCCCCUGCUAGAGGUUAUUGUAGAAGCUGGAGAUAUGCUAUACUUCCCUCGAGGCUACAUCCACCAAGGAGUCACCAUUGAUGGUGAACAUUCACUUCAUGUUACAGUAAGCGUUUACCAAAAACACUCCUACGCAGAUCUCUUUGAGAGGAUGAUCCCAGCUGCACUACAACUAGCCAUUAAUGAAAAUGUCGAGUUUCGGAAAGGUUUGCCUUUCGAUCUGUAUGACAACUUUGGUCUUGUCAACUCAGAUGUGGUGAAUGACAGGAAGGAGGAAACAUUAGCUACAUUCAGAGCUCUAUGUGAUAAGAUCAAGGAUUACCUCCCCGUGGACACGGCUGUGGAUGAACUAGCCAAGAAGUUCCAACAUGAUGCCCUCCCACCAGUCCUGACAGACCUUGAGAAGGCUGUCACAGUGUAUGGAGAUUCAGAUGUAAUGAUCAAGAAUGGCAAAGUAGUCAAUAGGGUAGAAAUUGGUCUUGACUCUCGCAUCAGGCUGUUACGUAGGAAUAUUUUGAGAAUGGUAAUGGAGGAGGAUGGUAUAAGACUGUAUUAUAGUGUUGAGAAUUCCCUGGAGUACCAUGCGCAUGAACCUCAGUAUUUGGAGAUAGAUGAGAGUUUAGCUCCAGCAAUAGAGACCUUAUUGACUUCGUAUCCAGAGUAUGUGUUUGUUGAGAACCUGGAUGUGGCCUCUGAGGCGGACAAGCUGCAAGUGGCCAACGACUUGUGGGAGCGAGGGCUCGUCAUGACGGAAUACCCUCUGGAGACCAUUGAGGAUGAUUAAAAGAUAUGUUUGAUAUGAACUUAA
Molecule: messenger RNA, 2085 nt
Organism: Plutella xylostella (diamondback moth)
Lineage: Eukaryota; Metazoa; Arthropoda; Insecta; Lepidoptera; Plutellidae
Gene: NO66
Product: bifunctional lysine-specific demethylase and histidyl-hydroxylase NO66
Cellular component (GO): nucleolus
Molecular function (GO): histone H3K4 demethylase activity; histone H3K36 demethylase activity
Source: RefSeq, a predicted model, not a curated record